AGAUUGUCCGCCAUUUAUGAAAAUCUCUGAAAUCUUGAGAUUCUAUAUAGUCCAUAGAUCUAUAGGUCCGUGUUUUCUGUCGAUAAGAUUCUCAUCUCGAGACAUGAUUCUUUCUUUUCUAUCACGUGGUACGCUCAGGAGAUCUAGACUAGAUCUAUAAUGUCUAGAGUCUAGAUCUAUAUAGAUAAUCCGACAGUCACAGUGUGACAUUCACGUACAGUUCUGAGAGGCCUAGAUCUAUCUAGACCUAGAUCUAGACUUCAGCAGACUUGAUGUUUUAGAUAUGGAGCAACAUAUAGAAAAUAUGAAAAAGAAAAAUGUAAUUAGUGAAAAAGAGUUUUAUUUCAAAUCUACGGAUUGGAUGAUGAUGGGAACAUUCAGCCAACAGCCUUUACCAUCAGUUCAAACAUCAUAUCUGCAUGCCUUCAUUGAUAUGUUCAGUGCUCUUGUGGUGCAACUUCAAUCAAAUGAGCCAAAAGAAGAUGGUGCUUUUAAUUUUGUUUCUGGCAAAGUUAUAGCCACGAAGAGACAUAAGAAAGGAGAAAGAAAGAAGUGUUGUUGCAAACGAUGCUUGAGCUCUACAAAAGUAAGACGUGUGGAAGGACUUUUUUAUAUUCAAACUACCCAGAAUUUUGUGGCAAACAUUAAAGAUCCCAAAGAAAUAAGUUGCCAAAUACACUACUGCCAAGAGCCUAAUGAUAACUACCCUUUACUUGUGUACGGUUUGAGUCUAGAAACCUUUAAGGAUGCCUGUGUCUUAGUAUGUUCAGUUUGCGACAAAUACUUGAUGGAUUCGAUUGAAAUGACUGUGUUAAAUUUUCAGACAUCACAAAUGAUGUUGGAGAAUCUUGGACUGACACAUUUCUUAUGUGUGGUCUUACACCCUGAAAAUCAAUGUAAGCACAUAUUUUUUGACCAUUCGCACAUAAAUGGAGACCUGAAUCUUAAAUUUCACUGUGAUGGAUUCAGUUUAGCUGGAGGAUCGGUUUUCAUUUUAGGGAAAACCAAUAGAGGAUCGGGCAGAAUGGAUUCUGAGCUGAAGUUAGAUCAUUUUAUGAUAACUGACAGUGGUGAUUUAGUACCUAAUGGGUUUAUUACUCCUUCAGACAUUUUGAAAGAUCUUACCAUGCAGGAAACAUCUGGUGUGAACACAGCCUCACAGCGUACUGACAAUAAUGUGAACUCUCCAGCCAAGAAACCAAAAAGAGAAAACAACUCUGAAACUUCGACUUAUUUCUAUCAAAAGAUUUCAGUGCCAGAUCCUGAUUCACAUAAACUUUUCAGUUUUAGGAAACUUUGGGCAUUUACAGGUCCAGGCUUUCUUAUGAGCAUUGCGUAUCUAGAUCCUGGAAAUAUUGAAUCUGAUCUCAGAUCAGGAUCUAUUGCUAACUUCAAGCUUCUCUGGGUGCUUAUGACUUCCACUAUACUGGGCCUUCUCAUGCAGCGCUUGUCUGCCAGACUGGGUGUUGUCACAGGCCAGCAUCUUGCAGAAAUAUGCUACCAGCAGUACAAAACGGUCCCUAGAAUCAUUUUAUGGAUCAUGGUAGAAAUAGCUAUCAUAGGCUCUGAUAUGCAGGAAGUCAUUGGCACUGCUAUUGCAUUUUAUUUACUCUCUGAUGGAAAGAUCCCUCUAUAUGCUGGUGUCAUUAUAACUAUUGCUGAUACAUUGACCUUUUUACUGAUUGACCGUUAUGGCCUCAGGAAACUUGAGGGUUUCUUCUGUUUUCUUAUUACAGUAAUGGCCAUCAUGUUUGGUUAUGAGUACAUCAGAGUAAGUCCUGAUCAAACACAAGUUUUGAAGGGAUUAUUUGUUCCUUACUGUGAGGGCUGUGGAUCAGAACAGUUGUUGCAAGGUGUAGGAAUAGUAGGGGCCAUCAUCAUGCCUCACAACAUUUAUCUUCACUCAGCACUUGUCAAGUCCCGAGAUGUCAACAGAUCAAAGAGAGGUGAAAUAAAAGAGGCCAACAAAUAUUUCUUCAUUGAGGCAGCCAUCGCAUUAUUUGUUUCUUUUAUUAUCAACAUUUUUGUUGUGUCUGUUUUUGCUGAAGGUUUUUAUGGAAAAAAUGCUACAGAUGUGUACCAAAAUUGUUUGAAACAUAAUAAUCCACAUUCCAGUAUUUUUAAUACUUCAGAGCUUUCUGUUGAUAUAUAUAGAGGAGGUGUGUUUUUAGGAUGUGAGUUUGGUACUCCAGCCAUGUACAUCUGGGCAGUUGGCAUUCUUGCUGCUGGCCAGAGUUCCACAAUGACAGGCACCUACACUGGGCAGUUUGUGAUGGAGGGUUUCUUAAAUCUUUCUUGGAAAAGAUGGCAGCGAGUGUUGCUGACUAGAACCAUAGCUAUAUUACCCACAGUUUUGGUAGCCAUAUUUUCUGGGAUGGAUGACAUGACAACUAUGAAUGAUCUACUCAAUGUCCUCAUGAGCCUCCAGCUUCCUUUUGCAUUGUUACCAAUUAUUACUUUUACAUCUUCACCUGUUAUUAUGGCUGAAUUUCAGAAUGGAAGAAUAAUGAAGACUAUUGCUUGUCUACUGGCUGCUGUUGUGAUUGGGAUCAAUAUGUAUUUUGUCAUUGUCUAUAUACAACAACUACCAGAACACUGGGCCAUCUACUUAAGCAUUAGUAUAGCUGUGUUUCUUUAUCUCUUAUUCCUGUUUUACUUGACUUUGUUUUGUAUGUCAGUGAUGGGAUUUAAGUUCUUAACAAAAGUACCGGGCUUCCAGUACAUGGUUCUGGAAUCAAAAGAUUGUUUGACACCGUUAUUGAAAUAAAUUUAUUGCCAUUUGGUGAAGAGUAAAGAGACAUGGACAUUUCUAUAUUUCCUUGAAACAAGAUAAGAAGUUUCAUCCGUACAAUUCAGUGUUGGAAAGUAUUGGUUAGUUUUAUGAAUCAAUUGCUCUGAAGUAACUGCAAAUAUUUUUAUUAUACUGUUUUGCGGUGACUCCUAAUACAUUUCCUUACUCUAAUUGUUGGCAAUCCACAUCUGCCUUGCAUAAGGCCCCUUGAAUGAAUAUGUGAAAUAUUACUCCAGGUGUCAAAUGCAUAAUGCUCACCCUAUAUUCCUUUGCAUCAGACACAAUUAAUGUUUUCAUACUGGAAGUCGUUUCCAAAAUGACUUUUCAUUCUACAGAGGUCACAGUUACAUGUGUUGAUGAUCUUGCCAUUGAGGUUUCAAUUAAAGAAAACACAUUUUAUCCAAUUCUAUAUGGGUAUGUGUUUUUGGUCAAUCUAUGAGUGAUCAGUGGGUCCUAUAGUUUUACAUUCAGACUAAUGGCUCAGUGCUUUUAACACUGAUUGCUUAACAUUUGCAAAAACAAUCUUAUCUUUUUACAAAAAACAAAUAUCAAAAAACAUCUGUAAAAGGGUUGCAUUUAGAAAUUGUUUUGCCAAUAGUUUUAAAAUGGGACAACAAUGUAUGUCGUAAGGGUACCGUAAAAGGUUUGUAGUUUUAUAUGUGUUAUAAUUUUGAUUGAAAUUUUUGUUGCUGUUAUGUCUUAACCAAAGUAAUGUACGUUGUACUAGGUUUCUUAUUCUUGUUAGAAAUUAAAGUAUUUUUGUGUUUAGUUAUCAAAGUUCUCUGUGAGGAGAAAAAGGUUAUGGGAAAAAGGUCAUUAAUAGUUAUUAAAUAGAAUUUACUAUUUUUUUAAUACACUAUAAAGAACUUACAAAAAUCAUUGAAAUUACCCUUUUUUUUUUAUUAUGAAAGGAUUUUUUCUACAAAUAUUUUAGAAUUGAAUAUUAAUAUGGAGAAUAUAUAAGUAAUUACAAAUUAAGAUGUGAAUGAUUGUUGACUGGAAAAAACAAUAAUAAAAUUUAUAUAAUAACUUUGUCUUAACUUUCAAUUUUUUAUUGUUGUUGGUUGUUGUUUUUUUUGUUGCUUUUUAUGUAAAAUUAUUUAAACAUUUUUAUUGUAUGUAGAAAUAUUACAGCAUCAUGAUCAAAAUCAGUCACUAUUUUAUAAUUUCAUUUGAAAUUUAAGUAGCAUUAAGCUAUUUGAUAUUAUGCAAUUUUUUUUUUUAAAGCUCAUAUGACUUCAAAGUCAUAAUCCAAUUUAAGCAUACAAACUCACUAAACUAAUCAUUAAAAAGCAUAUUUAAAAGUUAAAUCUAAUAACAGAAUGUAAAAACAAAUUUAGUUACACUAUUGAAGCACAAGAUGAGUGUGCAAAGCAUUAAAGCUGAUUGCAGUGUAUUCUGUGUAACUUUCAAGGCAAAAUAGAUCUAAAUAGAUUGAGUGAACCAGCCCUUUAUGAAACUCAUAAUUUAGAUUAAUCGUGUUAUCUAUGGUAUUAAAUUGACAACUUCAUAAAUUGUCACUGCAGUAUUUCAGAGACAAAAUUGAGGCAGACAAAUUUACAUGCUGUUUAUUACAAUUAGUUUAAAUUUUCCUUAUUAAUGAUUUAAAUGUAUUAUUUUAGGCCUACAUGAAUUUGUAACAGAAAACUGAACUUGUUCAACUCUUAAAGACUAAUGUUGUUGUUUUUUACACUAAAUAAAUGACUUAAUCUUUAUUACUACUGAGUAGUUCAAUUACUCGUUUACAAUGUCUCCCUUUUUUAUGUAUUUUAUUUUACUGGUUUCAUUUUUUUUCCCGUUUCUUUUUCAUGCAGGGUUAUCUUUUAAAUAUAUUGUUUGUUUGUUUUUAUUUUGGCAUUGUGCAUACACAUUACAUUUGGAUUUUUACUUCUUAAAAAUCUCAUUAACUUACACAUUUAAUUUAGUGUUUUGUUUCAUAUCCCAUAUUUCUUUGUAUUUAUUUAAACCAUUUGUUUCAAUGUCAAAAAUAUCUAGAAAUAAUCAAUUGUAUUCAUCUUAUAAACAAUCAAUGUAUAAUUCACUAUAAAAAAAACUAAUGGACACUACAGAAACAUGACUACUGUAAUCAUGGGCGUAGCCAGGAUUUUUUUCGGGGGGUGGGGGAAUUUUUCUCCUCUCCCCCCCCCCCCCCCCCAACUGAAAAAAUAUAAAUAUUUACAUGUAAGUAUGUGUGUGAGUGUGAACAUAAUCUUUAUUACAUUCUGACCCUUCAUUCUUUCGGAAGACGUUUAUUGUGCCCUAGAAUUUCUUUCUGGAGUUAGUGGAAAAAUUGUAGACUCCCCGCCAUUGCCAGCAAGGGGGUCUGGGGGAGCGCUAGGAGCCAAGCACUAAUUCUGGUAUUGAAAGCCAACAAAAUGCAUAUUCUGAGGCAGCUACAGUGCAUUUUCCUGCUAUUAAAAAGUUUUAUUCAAAAACCUAAAUAUGUGCUUACUGAAUUAGGCCCUCUCGUGCCGUUCGGUGCAUUUGCCGUCAAGCUGUUUCCACAAAAAUCUGUCAUUGGUAAUGUCUGAAGCCUCUUCCCACCUGCUCUGAGGACCUCCAUGAAUGUGUGGCGCCAAGGAUUGUCAUCGCAACUCUUAUUAUGCGUAGUUCAUUUUGUCGGUGAACAUGUCCCGCAAACCUCAUGCAACACUCUGUCACAAUCUUACUAAGGGGUCAACUCCCAGUUCGGCAUAGGAUUUCCUUGAUUUAGACACAAUCUCUAUAACUGACUCCUAAAAUAUGUCUUAGCCAUAUCUGUUGAGCCACAUUUAGUGUUUUUCAAUUUCGCAGAUGACUAUUUACUGCUCUUUAUUAUUGGAGCCCUGCUGAAAGGGGGUUUAAACUCAAAACUGAUUCAAAACCCAUUUAGCUACGCUCAUAACAUUUUGAGUACGUAGUUUGCUUUUUAAAAAAUAUUUUAGAGGUAUUUUUUAGCUUCAAAUCCUACUGAAGAAGGGGGGGGGGUUAAACUCAAAACCCCUUUUGGCUACACUCAUAGAAUUUUGAGUGUGUAAUUUUCUUUUUUUAUAUGGAAGAGGGGGUUUAUCGUAAAUUUUGGAGGGGGUUUUUAAAUCAAAAUCUUCCUUAACUGCGCUCUUGGAAUUUGGAGAUUGUCG
Molecule: messenger RNA, 5910 nt
Organism: Biomphalaria glabrata
Lineage: Eukaryota; Metazoa; Mollusca; Gastropoda; Planorbidae
Product: natural resistance-associated macrophage protein 2-like
Exons: 17
Coding region: 284-2767 (827 amino acids)
Biological process (GO): metal ion transport; response to manganese ion; manganese ion homeostasis
Cellular component (GO): apical plasma membrane
Molecular function (GO): manganese ion transmembrane transporter activity; iron ion transmembrane transporter activity; cadmium ion transmembrane transporter activity
Source: RefSeq, a predicted model, not a curated record